Messenger RNA from Cryptococcus wingfieldii CBS 7118, 3327 nucleotides. Its product is annotated as CAMK protein kinase. Gene Ontology annotation, cellular component: cytoplasm. Lineage: Eukaryota; Fungi; Basidiomycota; Tremellomycetes; Tremellales; Cryptococcaceae. Bases 1 to 3327 code for a protein of 1108 amino acids. Gene Ontology annotation, biological process: tRNA methylation; protein phosphorylation; cytoplasmic translation. The record is from RefSeq and is a predicted model, not a curated record. The transcript has 6 exons. Gene Ontology annotation, molecular function: ATP binding; tRNA methyltransferase activity; protein kinase activity.
AUGCCCACAUCCAAGUCCUCCAUCGACCACCGCGACGUCUACUACCGCAAAGCAAAGUCGGCCGGCUAUCGCGCCAGAUCGGCCUACAAACUCCUCCAUCUCUCCGAAGAGUUUGACCUAUUCACAGGGGUUGAGACGGCGGUGGAUCUAUGUGCGGCACCAGGAAGCUGGACUCAGGUGCUGGGAAAUGAGCUCAAGCCGAGCGGGAAAGGGGAAGCGGGGAGAAAGGUGGUGAGCGUGGAUCUACAGACUAUGGCCCCUCUGCCAAACAUCACAAUCCUACAAACCGAUAUCACCCUCCCCUCGACCAUCCCCCUUGUGCUCGAUGCUUUAGGUGGCAGAAAGGCAGACCUAGUGGUCUGUGACGGUGCGCCAGAUGUGACCGGCGUUCAUGAUCUCGACGCGUAUCUGCAUUCACAGCUCUUGCUGGCAGCUCUCACCCUCUCCCUCACGCUCCUCGCCCCGCAUGCGACUCUCAUCUUCAAAAUCUUCCUCUCUCCUCUGGAUCCCAAAGCUGAAUUCCUCGCUUCCCAGCUGCGAUGUUUCUUCCCCGGGCCCAGUCUCUCUUCGGAGCAACCGGAUGAAGUUAUCGGGGAGUUCGGGGAAUUUGACGAAGAAGGUGAAACUGGUGCUGCUCCCGGGGUGAGACGGAAAGGUGUUGAGGGGUAUGACCUGGAAGGGCGACGCGGUGGUGUAUGGGUACGCAAACCCAGAAGCAGUAGACAAGGCAGUGGCGAGGCGUUUGUCGUCUGCCGCAACUUUUCUCCUUCCGCGAUCCCGCUGCCCACAAUCUUCUCGCCAGAGGCUCUGCAAGAGCUGCGUCAACAGACCAGUGGUACCCUCACCCUCGAUUCCCUCGCGACUCUGGGUCUGGGUGGAGAAGGCGUCAAAGCAGGCAAAGAGUGGGAGAUCAUCAAAGGUUAUGUCGGAGGAGGCGAUUUGGACGCGAUGUCCGUACAAAAGCCAAGUUUGAAAGUGAAAGCUCCCCCGGUCAGAUUACAAUUACCAGACCCAUCGCCCAUCGCCGAGCUCAGCGUGCACUCGCCAAUAUCACCCGCUGUCUCCUCUCCCUUGGCGCUCCACGCCCAUCCGACUCCAUUGGACGGUUCCCCCGAAGAGUACUUUUCACCCAAAGAAACACACUUCCCAUCCCACAUCACGGGCCGGCCAGAAACACCUAAUGGCGGCAUGUUUCUCUCGCCAAAGAAAUCCAAAUUGAGUGAAGGGGUCAGUGGCGGCAGAGCGAGGGGUGUAAGCGAUGUGGGGAGUGUGAGAGAGUUGACGCCGAACCCAUCACCAGUGCGGCUGGUCGAUCCAACCCGGCCUUGGGCUUCGAGCUCACAUCAAUCGGGAGAUGGGCCGGUCAGGCCACCCUCUGUACCGGUCAAAUCAUCGUCAAUGCCCGUUCCCUCGCCUUCCCCGCCAAUUUCUGACCCAGCGUCCGCGUCUCUGGCUGUACCAUCGCGCUAUCGCGCUUUGUCUUCAGCAUCCGCCCGCUCUCAUGGCCCUCCUGGUCCCCUCGUCUCACCUUCACUGAGCACAGGAAGUAGCCGCACCGACCUCUUCUUCGCCUCCUCUGCCGCCGCUCUCCCCACACCACCUAAAAAGCUGGAUUACUCUGUAUCUGCUGUUGGUAAAGGUCUUCCCAGCGGGACAUCCGGGAGGAACGAGCGAUCGAGUACGAUGCCCUCUACGGUACCUGUGAAACUACGGCUACCCCCGCGGAAGGAAAAGUUUAAGGACCCGUCUCCUGCAAGCGUGGAGCCUAUAGGAUGGGCGAGUACGGGCGCAGUAGAGUUCAAAGACCCGUCAACCUCCCUGGAAGGCGUAGGAGCGCCAGCAAAGCUUGGUUUUGAGGAGAUUUCGACCUCGAGAUUACGGUCACUAUCAAAUCCCACUCCUCUUCAAGGCCAACUGGCUGUCCCGUCCAUACCGCCUCCGCUCCCUCAUCAUGGGUCGUCUUCAUCUUCCUCUGGAGGCUCACAAUCGACGCCUACUCCCACACCAGGGCCAUCUACACCGUCAAAGUCGAACGGGGGCAAGGUGCUGAGGCGUAAAGAGAGUCAGGUGCUCGAGAGAGAGCAGAGACACUCUACGAGGGCCGAUCUGGUCAAAGAAGGGAGUGUAAUAAGACCUACAGAAAAGGGCAAACGGGGCUGGAAAGUCGUGCGGAAGCUGGGAGAAGGAGCAUUCUCCGGUGUUUGGUCUGCUAUCCCCGAAUCUUCCUCUCCCUCCGAAAAGGAAGGCCAAGUCCAAGCGGCUCUGAAGCUCAUGCCACACCACCUCUCGCUCCUCGACUCCCGUACACGGAUAGCCUUUCUGCGCGAAGUCGAGGUCCUACGGCAUAUCCACCAUCCCUCCAUCGUGCGGUAUCUAGACUCAUUCUCGACGCCCGGGUGGGAUGUAUUGGUGUUGGAAAGACUGGAUGGUGGAGAGCUGUUUGGGUGGGUGAGCGAUGAGGCUACUAGGGAGCGGAUGAUUUUGCCCGCGCCAGAGCCGGAGCCGGGAAGUCUUGAAGAGUGGGAUAAGGAUGGAGAAGGUUUGAUCAGGAGGAUAUUCUCAGAAUUGGCCAAGGCCGUUGGGUGGUUGCACGAAGUUGGCGUUGUUCAUCGUGAUAUCAAGCUCGAGAACAUACUAUUCACUACCAAUCCAUUUGAGCUCCCUCCGACAUCGACAAACUCUGUGCCUUUGCGACUCCUCCCGCCUCCCAACCAGCCCCUCAUCAAGCUGACCGACUUUGGCCUCUCUCGCUUCAUCUCACCUGCUUCCCCUCUGCUUGCUACGCGGUGUGGCUCUGAAAGUUUUGCCGCGCCAGAAAUCAUCAUGGCAAAGCCGUAUGAUGGUCGGCAAACAGACGCUUGGGCAAUGGGCGUGGUCCUAUAUGGGAUGGUGGUUGGCGAGCUGCCUUUCGAUCGGGAAGAAGCCGAGGGUAUGACCACUCCUGGAAGUCGGAUGACCGAAAAGGAGCGGUGGAGGAAGAAAUGGAUGCGAAUUGCUAAAGGCGCGUAUACCUGGCCCACGCGCGAUCCCGUCCAAUCUCCCACCAACCCUGGCGCUGAUGCCCCAGGUACCGGGACGCCUGCUCUGCGGUCAAUCGUCGCUGCUCUCCUCGAGCGCGAACCGUCAAGACGCGCCAAGCCUUUGGAUCUUUGGGAUCAGCAGCCGUGGAUGGCAGGUCCAGGCGGGGUUGGGAAGCCGGAAGAGCACGCAAAGGGGUGCGAGUGUGGGAAAGGGGUGCUAGGAGAGACUCAGGUCAGAAGGAUUCUGGAUGGGUUUUUGGUGGAGGAGGAUGGGAUAGAAGAGGUUGCCCGAGCGGAGCACUAUUGA